AUGCACACAACGGUCUAUCCGAGCAUCUCGGCCCCUUUGCCUGUGCUUAUGCUGCUGGCCUCCCCCACGGGCUGCUCUGGCCCGGGUUUCCUGAGCAGCUGUCGUCAUUGUUUCUCAUUUUCGGGCGUUCUUUUUUUUUUUUUUUUCAGGGAGACGAGACAAAAGUUUGAUAUUACCAUUUUCGCUUUUACCCAUUCUUAUUACUACCACUACUAGUUUUAUUUUUGCUUAUUACCGCCAACGAAUGGAGGGGUCGCCUCUCGGAGCCUUUUACCAACUUUGGACGGCUUCGAUUUAUCCCCCUCACAGCGCUUUUUUUCCCAUUCUCAGUCAAUAUUCCCCAAUUCUCUUAUCAGCCGCUUUCACCGUCACCUUCCACCACAUAUGCGGCCGACGUCCAUCCAGGGUGUCGCUCCGCUUUCCGACUCUUAUCUACGACUCUUUAUCUUCCCAACUCUAACAUAUCUCCCUUACCUCUUAUCUUUCCUCUAUCUCUCUCCUCCUCCUUUUUGUUUUACAAAGAUUUUUUUAUCGCCUCUGGGCACAAAAAUGAAUGAUAUAUAAGAUGGGAUAGAUAUAAAAUAUGGUGUGGCUAUUUAAUGGACGGCGUUUUUUUUUUCC
Molecule: messenger RNA, 621 nt
Organism: Trichoderma asperellum CBS 433.97
Lineage: Eukaryota; Fungi; Ascomycota; Sordariomycetes; Hypocreales; Hypocreaceae
Source: RefSeq, a predicted model, not a curated record